AAAGUAUUAGAAGAGACGCGGAGUGUAGUUAGGGUUUUACGAAGUUGACGCUAAUCUGCGCCACCGUUUCUUCUCCCAACUAACUCCAACUAUAUAUAUUCAUUGAUUGCUUAGACUUCGUCUCUGACAAAAUUUCUAGGGUUUUCGCUUUGGCCUCUUUCCAAUUCCCAAAUGGCUGAAGAGAGGUACAGCGGCGUCGUUCAGUGGUUCAGCAACUCCAAGGGUUUCGGCUUCAUCAAGCCCGACCAAGGCGGUGACGACCUCUUCGUCCACCACUCCUCCAUCCAAUCCGAUGGCGCUUUCCGAACCCUAGUUGAUGGCGAUCGCGUCGAGUUCUCCAUUGCUGACAACAGCGACAAGCCCAAGGCUCUUGACGUCACUGGCCCCAAUGGCGCGCCUCUGCGCUCCGCUCACGACUCUGCUCGCGCCGGUAACGAUAACAGACGCAGCGCUGGUGCUGGAGGAGGAGGAGGCGGCGGAGCCUGUUACCAGUGUGGUGAUUUCGGUCAUCUUGCUAGGGAUUGCAGCCGUGCUGGCAAUGGCGGUGGUGGCGGCGGCGGCGGUGCAUGCUACAGUUGCGGCGGAUUCGGACACAUGGCUAGGGAUUGCGUCAGUGGAGGCGGCGGAGGAGGAGCAAACGGUGGGGGCUGCUUUAAAUGCGGCGAGUUCGGGCACAUGGCGAGGGAUUGCAGUGGAGGUGGCGGUGGCGGUAACGGUGGUGGUUGCUAUAGGUGUGGUGAGGUUGGUCACUUGGCUAGGGAUUGCAACAGAGAAGGUGGUUCCGGUGCUGGUGGAAACGGUGGAAAGAGCACGUGCUUCAAUUGUGGGAAACCUGGGCAUUUUGCUAGGGAGUGCGUUGAGGCCUCUGGUUAAAGAAAAAUAAAAUAAGUGAAUUGGGGAAAAAGACAAGACAAGGAGGAAUAGUACAUACUCUUCUUUUUUGAGCCUUUUUUCACAGUACUUGUUAAUUACCUUUUAGCCCAGUAUCAGUAACUUUUUCUUUUGGUUUAUCAAAUUCUAGAAUUACACAUAGGAUUUCUCCUGGUUCUUAAUGGUUUUCGCAUGCAAUUUUGCUUCUUUAACUGAUGGCUUGAUGCUUUAUAGGAUGGGAUGCAAAAAAUCCUGAUUUUUCUUA
This is a messenger RNA of Arachis duranensis, 1135 nucleotides long. Its product is annotated as cold shock domain-containing protein 3. Gene Ontology annotation, molecular function: nucleic acid binding; zinc ion binding. Bases 172 to 873 code for a protein of 233 amino acids. NCBI's taxonomy places the organism in Eukaryota, Viridiplantae, Streptophyta, Magnoliopsida, Fabales, Fabaceae. The transcript is spliced from 2 exons. The record is from RefSeq and is a predicted model, not a curated record.